CCGAAGUGUGAGAAACAAGGUGAUUGCAUGAGGAGAGAAAAAAGAUUACUUGUAUGAUCUUUUGUUUUCCAUCGUGAAGCGCUUUUUACCUGCAUUGAAGAGUUUCCUCUGUCUUAGAGAAGGAGAUAAACAAGAAGUUGAGUUGUCUUGGUCUGUAUGAGAAGUGAGGUGCGAGUAAAAGUUGAGUUUAUUCGUUGGUCUAUCAGAGAAGAAGUGCGAACCAAGUGAUAAGCUUUUUUUGAAUUUGAGUGCCUGUUCCACGUAGGUACAGAUUGAUCAUGAUCACAUGUUCAUCUUCUAGAUGAAGCAAUAGCAACUCUCUCCAUGAAGAUCUAUUAUAAUAUCUGAUUACAACAGCAACAGGAGCUAUAAAUAUAAUUGAUCCCUUUCCAUUUUCCCCAUUCACCUCCCCUUUACCCACUGUUUAUCAAGUCCUCUGUAACAAGGUACAACGUUUUAUUCCAUGUUCAAGAUCGGUAGCUUGUCUACAUACGGUACACCUUUUCUAGCUUGUCUACAUCCCUAGCUUGUCUACAAGCACAAGAUACCUCCCUUUCUUCCUGAGAAACUGCUGCCACAUCCAUCUUUUAGCUUUCUUCUAGGUCUAGAGACGAAAGCCAAGAAAGAUGUCCUCCAGUUUGUUAAAAAAGUGUGGCAAGAUCGCGUCCGUCUGGUGCGUGAGCGGUGCCAGUGCUCACAUGCUGGCUACAAAUGCCACGGAUCAAGGGGCAGGCUUCUUGCAGCAAAGCCUUAGUAAGAACAAGAAGCCGACCACUAAGAACAAGAAGCCGACCACUAAGCACAAGAAGACGAAGGACAAGAAGAAGCAGCAGAAGAAGAAGGACGGUGGCUUUUUAUUUCGCGGAGUAUCCCAGGCCGCCAGUAGUGCUGUGGGUGUCAUACGCGAUACCGUAGUCGAUACCGUAGUCGAUGGACGCGAUCGCUGGAACGAUUUUACAAUUGCAGGCUCGUAUGCCGAUGCCGACAAGACGUGCAACACGAAGAUGUCUGAGAGGGAUUGCGACGACGAGAAACGCUCGAACGGCGGGAAGAAGUGCAGAUGGGAGCCAUGCGAUAAGGACAAAACCAACUAUGCUUGCAUCGCAAAUCGAUGCAAAAGUCACAAAUACCCGAAAAGCUACCCAAGAUUACAGCAGUGCCGCCUAUGGGAGCGCGGACCGUGGACCGCCCCAGAAUCACCCCGCAAGUGUGAGGACAUGCGGACACUUCCGACCCCCCAAGACGUGCAAGAUUGUAAGGAUAGUCCAUGCUGCAAGGUAAAGACAGAAGCGGACCGGCGAAUACCAGAGCAGAGAAAUAGCAAAGGACAAGUCACGGUCUGGAGUGAAGUACGCACCGAUCAUUUUUGUGUUCCGGACUUCGGAGCAGGCCGCCGUUAGGUGAGGCAUAUUACGUAUAUAUAGAUAUAAUCCUGCAUGAUCUCCGGGACUCAGUUUUGUUUGAUCGUCAUCAAAUAUAAUGAUUGAUGACAUAAUUUAUUUCUAUUAUGUGAUAUUUUCUUCAGGUGGAUUAGAACAAUCAGUAUCGAAUAUCAAUAAAUGACAUGUGCUGCUAAAGCUAAACCUAAAAGGAGUACUUCAUCUAGGUGAUCAUCAGAUUGAAUCUGAAUAAUACCUAGUGAACAAAAAUCGCUCGGAGUUGGCGCGGCCAGUUAUUCCAUUCAACGAUACCUCAUUGCUCUUAAUGUAGUUGUAAUAGAUACUCUUACUCAGAUUAUCAUAUUAUUUGUUCUAGGUCUCAAGAAAAGGAUGAUACUAAAAUAAAACAACGAACCGUUAUUUAGUUUUUACCUCUGUCACGUAGAUGUAUCCCUUCAAGCAACAUAGUUGGAGGCCUCAAGAAAAGGAUUUCUUCUUUGUGCAGCUGUAGAAGUGUAGGCAGCUCUCAAUCUCAAGAGUAAGCUUUCAUUGAAGAGUAAGGAAGUAUUUGUAUUUGCGACUCUCUUCAUAAUUCAUCUACCGCUUAGUAAACAGAAACAGCUUGUUGUAGAUUGUCAUCUUCGAAUUAAUCAUUUAGUCUUGCAGGAGGAGAACAUGAAUUAGAAUUCCAAGCUUUUUGAUCAUUACUAGGGAAAAUUUCGGGAUAAAAUGUUGAACAAAACAAACCUUCUUCACGUGGACGUGCACGUGAUGUCAGACUCUUGAGUCGUGGUAGAUAUUUUUGGUGUUCGUUGAAACGUC
Molecule: messenger RNA, 2201 nt
Organism: Amoebophrya sp. A25
Lineage: Eukaryota; Dinophyceae; Syndiniales; Amoebophryaceae
Source: the annotation of a GenBank genome assembly